Molecule: messenger RNA, 8022 nt
Organism: Nerophis ophidion (straightnose pipefish)
Lineage: Eukaryota; Metazoa; Chordata; Actinopteri; Syngnathiformes; Syngnathidae
Gene: sgip1a
Product: SH3GL interacting endocytic adaptor 1a
Exons: 24
Coding region: 382-3129 (915 amino acids)
Biological process (GO): clathrin-dependent endocytosis; synaptic vesicle endocytosis; clathrin coat assembly
Cellular component (GO): cytoplasm; clathrin-coated pit; plasma membrane
Source: RefSeq, a predicted model, not a curated record
CCCCCCCCCCUCUCUCUCUUUCUCUUCUCGGGUUCUUCUCCCCUCCCCGGCUAGCUUCUCCCCCCCGAAGCAUCCUCCAGCGAGUGUAGGUUAGAACCGCAGCGGCAGGCCGAGCGACAGCACCAUUCAUGGAUUAAAGCUCGCCCAGCUCUUUAUUAUCUGCGGCUAGUCCGGCCAGGGCCUCCGCCCCUCCUCUCUCUCUGUUUCUGCUGCAUGUCUCCAUGUCGGCGCCUUUCUCUUGCUUUGGUUAGUUGACAGGCGACGUCUGUUUUUUUUUUUUAUUUCAUUUUUUUUAGAGGCUCACGGUUAGCUAGGGCGUUAGCCUCACACACCGAACCUCACUGAGGAUCGUUGUAGGUAGAGGAAUGCAAAUCUGCAACCAUGAUGGAAGGAUUGAAAAAACGUACCAGGAAGGCCUUUGGUAUACGGAAGAAAGAGAAAGACAAUGACUCUGCGGGGUCCCCAGACAGAGAGGGGGGUGAACCCCAAGAGGUUGAAUCGUCACAAAGAAAGACCAAUGGCGCCCCAAAUGGAUUUUGUGGAGAAAUCGACUGGGACAGAUAUAACUCCCCUGAGGUGGAUGACGAGGGUUACAGCAUCAGACCUGAAGAUGAGGCGGAGAAGCCAAGUUGCCCUAAGACACAUUUCUUCUCCUCCGAUGAGUCAGAAGGAGAGGAGGACCACAGGAAAAAGUUCAAAAUUAAGAUCAAACCCCUCCCGGCUGAUCAAGUUGUGGCAGUGCCCUCGUUUGAAGAGCUCAAAGCCUCCAUAGGCAAUAUUUCUUUAUCCCCAUCUCCUCUGAGACGUAGCCCGGGAUUGAAAAGUAACCCCUCCAGUGAAGAGAUUGUCAGACCGAGACGUGUUGUUCCUUCUGUGCCUACUACGGCCCCCACACCAGCUCCCGCACUCAAAGCCCCUAGCAGUCGUCAAAAUACACCAGCCCCGCAGGACACCACAGAUUUGUUUGGGCCACCUUUGGAAACAGCCUUUGGAGAGCAGAAAGUAGAAGUGGUUCUGUCUGAGACUGACGUGUGGGGGGCUCCACUGUCAGAGCCUGAUUCCUCAAGACCUUUCCCCGCAGGAACUCCACCUCCACUUCCACCCAAGAAUGUCCCAACAUCUCCCUUGGCUACAGUACCUGCCUCUCCAGAUGACACUGAUGUAUCAACAGAAGCAGAGAACGCCACAAAACAGCCAUCCAUGGCUGACUUGGAUAACAUAUUUGGACCAGAGCAGGCUCCCCCUGUCAUUGAGGAUGCCAAUGACACGUGGGUCUGCUUCAGUGAAAAGUCUUCUGAUCGGCCACCUCUACCAAAGGAACCCGUACCUCUACUUCCCUCUUCCCCACUUCUGGAGGAAACAGCACAUCCCUUGCAAUCUCCUCCCCCGCCGCCUGAAUCUCCUGCCCCGCUAUUACCUGCUAUGUCACCACCUCCUUCUGAAAACACUUCAUCAGAUAUGCCUAAAUCUCCUUCAACAAAAGAAGUUCCCAUUGCUUCUCUACCCGCUUCCCCGCCUCCCUCAGAGGAGCCUACUGCACCAUCUAUUCCCAUUGUGCAUUCUAAACCUGAAGACCGAAAUCCACUCUCUCCAUCCACUUCCUCACUUCCUUCACCAAAGGAGCUUGCAUUUUCAUUUGCUUCCACUCAUCCCCCUGUUGAUUCACAUAUCAGCAUCCCAACACCUCCCAAAUCAAGCACGCCUCCUGUGGUGACGUCACCUGUUGAGGAAACAGCGGCACGCUGUAUUUCACCAAUCCAGUCAAAAGAUACAGAUGUCACACAACCUAAAGAAGAUGAAGGUGAAAUUGCCACCUCGCCUAAAGAUGCAAAUCAGGGGAACAGAAGUACACCUCCACCGCCCCCUCCUCCUACGUACCGGGCAGUGGUGUCAUCACCAGGUCCAACAUCAGGAGCUGGUGGGAUGAAAAGUGGUUCUUCUUCUCCUGUACGGCCUUCUACUCCUUCAACAGUCAACCCCACGCCGCCUGCUCCUCCGCCCCGUCCCCCUUCAAGACCCAAACUUCCUCCUGGAAAACCAACUGCAGGAGAUAUUAAUCGGCCAUUUAGUCCACCGGUCCAUGCGGCCAGCCCACCUCCUGUUGCUCCUUUGGCACGCGCAGAGAGCACCUCCUCCAUUUCCUCAACCAACUCCCUCAGUGCUGCCACCACUCCCACUGUCAGUAAAGACCUCUCUGUGUCAGAAAAUGACCAGCCAUCCCUUGUAUGGUUUGACAGAGGGAAGUUUUAUUUAACCUUCGAAGGUUGCUCAAGAGGGCCAAGUCCUCUCACCAUGGGGGCUCAGGACACACUGCCUGUGGCUGCUGCAUUCACCGAGACGGUCAAUGCCUUUUUUAAAGGGGCCGACCCCAGCAAAUGUGUUGUGAAGAUCAUAGGUGAGAUGGUUUUGUCGUUUCCAGCGGGAAUCACACGGCACUUUGCCAAUAACCCGUCCCCCGCUGUGCUAACCUUCAGCAUAACCAACUACAGUCGACUGGAGCAUGUGCUGCCUAACCCCCAGCUGCUCUGCUGUGACACUACAACACAAGCCAAGGCUGACGCUAAGGACUUUUGGGUGAACAUGCCAAACCUUAUAGCUCAUUUGAAGAAGGUGUCUGAACAGAAGCCGCAAGCCACAUACUAUAAUGUGGACAUGCUGAAAUAUCAGGUGAAAGUUUCCGUGCAGGGCCCCGUGUCCACUCCCUUGAACCUGGCAGUGAGCUGGAGGUGUGAUCACACCAGCACAGACCUGAGAAUAGACUACAAGUAUAACGGCGAAGCCAUGUCAACGCCAAUGGCACUUAAUAACGUCCAGUUUCUUGUCCCAGUUGACGGAGGCGUUACCAAACUGCAAGCCGUGUUACCCCCUGCUGCUUGGAAUGCAGAGCAACAAAGAAUCUUAUGGAAGAUUCCAGAUAUCUCACAAAAAUCUGAAAAUGGAGGUGUGGGGUCUUUGUUAGCUCGCUUCCAGCUAACAGAAGGCCCAAGUAAACCAGCUCCAUUGGCUGUGCAGUUCACCAGUGAAGGCACCACCCUGUCGGGCUGUGAUAUUGAACUGGCUGGGCCCGGGUAUCGCUUCUCACUUAUCAAGAAAAGGUUUGCUGCCGGAAAGUACCUGGCGGAUAACUAACGUAAAAAAGGAGACUGAGGAUGACGCAGAGGACAGACAAACAUCUCCAUUCACCUGUGCAGGACCACAUCUUACCUACUCAGCAGUAUUGUGAAACUUUCAAUUGCAUCGUGGAACAGUUUUAGGUCGUGUAACAACCGUAUUUGUUUUUUGUUUCAUAACAUCUGAAUUGCUUCCGUUCCACUCUUGAACUCUUUCCUCCUUUUUUUUUUUUUGUUUUUUUUGUUUUUUGAAGUCUGUGCCUCUGGUCAAAGGUGUGGUGAUAUUUCACUGCAGCUGCCUGACCAGCGAGGUCCAGCCAUGUUCUCCUGUGGAUGUAGUGCUGUUUGCUGUAUACAAACUUCAACAAGUUUGCUUGGGUAUUAUUCUAGUCUAAAAGGGUUCUCUAUCAACGUGAGUCACAUAUUAGCACAUAACAAAGUCGUCAGCGCUAAAUACAGAUAUAGGUGGGGAACCACUGUUCUUCAGCUGAUUUAGUUUGACGUCAAUGCUUGUGUUUAAAAAGAAAAAAAAAACGUGUUUUUUCCUGACUCAUCCACUGGUUCGACAGGGUCCUAGCACCUUUGAAUCACGUCGAUGUAUUAUUUUCUAUAUAAAUGCACUGAGCAGACGUUUUAACUGCUAUUUCUUUGUUUUUUUUAAGCCGGUAGGCAGCUGCAAUGAUGAACGAGUCUACUGCUAAUGAAACAAGGAAACCUGUUGAGAAGAAUUAAGUGUAUAAAGUGUCAUUUUAAAUUAAUAAUAUAUAUCUUAAAGGGCGUUUGGUGUUCUCCUUGUAUUGUCAGGCAGCCUUUCUGUUGUCGUCCAUGACAGCAGCGUUAACUCCAGACACCACGACAGCAUACUAUUUUUUAUUAUUAUUAUUAAUGAAAUGAUUUGUUGUAUAAAAUAUGAUUCUGUAUAUGUAUAGAAAUUCAAUGGUAUCACACAACUCUGAACCCUUAAAGGUAUAAAUAUUUCUUUUUUUGUUUGUUUGUUUAUGUGUAGUUGAGUAAACGUGUACAGUAAAACGUAUAUAUUUUUUUUCAAUUUAUUUCAGGUAUUUUUUUUUUUUUUAAUUCAAGUGCAAAAUAAGUUUUUGAGCUAUAUAUAGAUAUAUAUGGGUGGGGUCGGGUAACUUAAAAAAGAUGAAUAUCAUCCUGGAUGCUGUGUUUUGCUUUGUGAAAGCAGUGUUGAUGUAGACCACAUUGAAAUGCAAAUUUACUUUCAUGCUGGAAGUUAGCUGAGCGCAUCUGUGCCAUUUUUAUGGCUCCAUACACCUGUCAAUCACUAAUCCACUCAUACGAGACAUGACGGUACAGUAGAUCCCUGCCUAUACGUGGUUAGGCAUUCUUAAAUUGUAACGAGUAAUGGGUGACUGAUUUCCUUUUUUUUCCGUUUUCGCACCUCUUUGAAAAAGCUCCAGAGCUAGAGCUGCAGGUUGCUGACCCCCGAGCUAAGUGAUUCUUUGGCGUACAAUUAGAUAGAGCCUGCGUACCACUACCACAGUCUGACAAUCGAAAGCAUAACAAUUAGUCCAGAGACAGCUCUUAACUCAAAACACUCUUAAAUUGGGGCACUCUUAAUUUGAGGUAUUACUGUACUACGGUGGUAUUGAUUUUUUUUUAGUUCAUCCAUCCAUCCAUUUUCUACCGCUUGUCCCGUUCGGGGUCGCGGGGGUUGCUGGAACCCAUCUCAGCUACACAGGGGCGGAAGGCGGCGUACACCCCGGACAAGUCGCCCGCUUAUCGCAGGGCCAACAUAGAUAGAUACAUAUAUAUACACAUCGUUAGCUGACUUUUAUGUAUGUUUAUUUACAAGUUAGAAUGCAUCAAAAAUACAGACAUGUGUUCUUGUCUCUAAAAAAGAUUGAGAAUGAUAGUGAAGUUCCCCUUUAAGGCAAGUGUAAACCUUGUUUAAUUCAUUUUUACAUGUUUGCGUUGGUAAAAAAUAGGGAAACCUUUCACAUUUGAACCAAUACAUUACCAGUUCCAAUUUGUGCAAAGUGUAACAAGCUUCUAAGUUUUAGUUUUUAUUACUAAAUUAAAAGGUGUUGGAAUUGCCAAUUCUAAUCAAUAGCAUGUAAAUGGCAUAUCUAAGUAGAUUAGCAUCAAGCUAGCACAUUUUGAAAAGUGGAGCCUUACUUUAGAACGCUUUCUGUUAACAAUUGGAGUUGACCACAUUCAACCAUUUUAUUGUUUGGAAAAGCAGCACGGUGGUACAGGGGUUAGUGCAUGCGCAACCCGAGGGUCCCUGGUUCAAUCCCCACCUGGUACCAACCUCGUCACGUCCGUUGUGUCCUGAGCAAGACACUUCACCCUUGCUCCUGAUGGGUGCUGGUUAGCGCCUUGCAUGGCAGCUCCCUCCAUCAGUGUGUGAAUGUGUGUGUGAAUGGGUAAAUGUGGAAGUAGUGUCAAAGCGCUUUGAGUACCUUGAAGGUAGAAAAGCGCUAUACAAGUACAACCCAUUUAUCAUUUAUUUUAUUUACAAUACAAAGGUCCUGAGUAGUCCUGGGUUCAAUCCCAGGCUCGGGAUCUUUCUGUGUUUAGUUUGCAUGAUUUCCCCGUGACUGCGUGGGUUCCCUCCGGGUACUCCGGCUUCCUCCCACCGCCAAAAACAUGCACCUGGGGAUAGGUUGAUUGGCAACACUAAAUUGGCCCUAGUGUGUGAAUGUGAAUGUGAAUGUUGUCUGUCUAUCUGUGUUGGCCCUGUGAUGAGGUGGCGACUUGUCCAGGGUGUACCCUGCCUUCCGCCCGAAUGCAGCUGAGUUAGGCUCCAGUACCCCCCGCCACCCCAAAAGGGACAAGCAGUAGAAAAUCAAUCAAUCAAUCAAUCAAUCAAUGUUUAUUUAUAUAGCCCCAAAUCACAAAUGUUUCAAAGGACUGUACAAACCAUUACGACUACAACAUCCUCGGAAGAACCCACAAAAGGGCAAGGAAAACUCACACCCAGUGGGCAGGGAGAAUUCACAUCCAGUGGGACGCCAGUGACAAUGCUGACUAUGAGAAACCCCCUCUAGGGGACCGAAAGCAAUGGAUGUCGAGCUGGUCUAACAUGAUACUGUGAAAGUUCAAUCCAUAGUGGCUCCAACACAGCCGCGAGAGUUCAGUUCAAGCGGAUCCAAGACAGCAGCGAGAGUCCCGUCCACAGGAGACCAUCUCAAGCGGAGGCGGAUCAGCAGCGUAGAGAUGUCCCCAACCGAUACAGGCGAGCGGUCCAUCCUGGUUCCCGACGAGCGGUCCAUCCUUGGUCUCGACUCUGGACAGCCAGUACUUCAUCCAUGGUCAUCGGACCGGACCCCCUCCACAAGGGAGGGGGGGACAUAGGAGAAAGAAAAGAAGCGGCAGAUCAACUGGUCUAAAAAGGAGGUCUAUUUAAAGGCUAAAGUAUACAGAUGAGUUUUAAGGUGAGACUUAAAUGCUUCUACUGAGGUGGCAUCUCGAACUGUUACCGGGAGGGCAUUCCAGAGUACUGGAGCCCGAACGGAAAACGCUCUAUAGCCCGCAGACUUUUUUUGGGCUCUAGGAAUCACUAAUAAGGCGGAGUCUUUUGAACGCAGAUUUCUUGCCGGGACAUACGGUACAAUACAAUCGGCAAGAUAGGCUGGAGCUAGACCGUGUAGUAUUUUAUACGUAAUUAGUAAAACCUUAAAGUCACAUCUUAAGUGCACAGGAAGCCAGUGCAGGCGUAAUAUGAUCAAACUUUGGAUUGAUGGAUGGAUGGAUUGUUUGGAAACAGCUUGUAAAAAAAAAAACGUAAAAUAUGCUUUAAAAACAUCUGCAAUAGAGUGAAGCUGCAAAUUGGUAUUAGAAAUAGUUGUUUUAAUGGGCGUGUUUUUUCCACCAUUUUUGUGGGUUCUUUGAAUGCAAUCCCGGCGAAUAUCAUGGAUCUGCUGUACCGGCUUUCAUCAAACAUGUACAAGCUUCUGCCCUUUUCAAAGUUUCACAUCCUCAACAUCUGCAUAAUCUGUUUUUAAACAUAACCCGUGUCACACACUCCCUCCCAAAGUCCCCCCAAAAUUCCAUUCCCCGGUCCUUCAACCAGCGCUGGAGUCCAUAGCUUUAUUUUGCAUCAUUGUAAUAAUGGUCUCUGUGAGAUGACAUGAUGAGGUUCUGGAGCGAGGUUAAGCUGACCAAAAUGCUUUUUUUGUGUGUAUGACUUAAUGUGCGUGUGCCCUGUCCUUUGACCCUGUGAAUGAGGAUAAGCUGAGUAUUUUUAAAACUGACGUAAAAAAAAAAAUGCAAAUAUUUUAUUGUUAAUUGUGCGAGGGGGGGACGACAACAAGUGUGCUAAUGUCUAUUUUUCCCAGAUGCCAACAUGAAGUUUGUAUGUGAAGUGGAGGAGGAGGAGGAGGAGGAGUCACACCCCCCCAACCCUGGUACUGUCUUGUCAAUAUUGUGUUCAAUAAAUCCAAACAUAGUCUUGUAAGGUCUGUUGUAGAAGCAUCUUAAACUAAGCAAGGAAGCCAUUAUCCCUUUCCUUAUAAUGUCCUGUUGCAACACUUCCUUCGCCCGACAGGAAGUCAAAACCGUCACACAACGGUGACUACAGACAUUUCUUAUUUCCCAAGGCCCAUUGCAUCGGUCACCGGUCGUCUCCGGCAUCCAUCCUUUUAAUAUAGAAACUUUUCCUCCGGCUCAUUUCUGUAGUGAAUGUGUCCUGCAGUAAUUGCUGAUUGCUUGUAGAGCAUGCAGAAGAAGCAGGGGAGCCUCUACCUAACCUUUUACUUGAUGUGCUGUGCUGUGUACUCACUCACCUGUAUUGAUGUGGACCACAACAACCGUCUUGUUUUUUUUAUCCCUGUGCUGUGAGUAAGACGGCUUUAACAUCCGACGCCAUGCAAGAUCAAUGCUAAAAUGGAUUCAGAAACUUAGUUCGCUUCCUUCCAAAUCCAAUAAAAAUUAAUUGACUCUA